Molecule: messenger RNA, 1665 nt
Organism: Helicoverpa armigera (cotton bollworm)
Lineage: Eukaryota; Metazoa; Arthropoda; Insecta; Lepidoptera; Noctuidae
Gene: rept
Product: ruvB-like 2
Exons: 12
Coding region: 131-1531 (466 amino acids)
Biological process (GO): regulation of transcription by RNA polymerase II; box C/D snoRNP assembly; chromatin remodeling
Cellular component (GO): Swr1 complex; NuA4 histone acetyltransferase complex; Ino80 complex
Molecular function (GO): ATP hydrolysis activity; DNA helicase activity; ATP binding
Source: RefSeq, a predicted model, not a curated record
UCGUUUGAUCGAUUCUGUCAAUGUCAUAACAACAGCAUUCUUGUUUGGGUAGCGACCGAGAACGCGUUUUUUGUUUUAUCACAUUCUACUUAUAAUAUCAGUGAAUAAACCACAAGUUUAGACCUUAAAAAUGGCUUCGAUAGCACACUCCCAAGUUCAAGAGGUGCGUUCCAUUACACGCAUCGAACGCAUUGGAGCUCACUCUCAUAUACGAGGAUUGGGUCUAGAUGACUCCUUGGAGCCAAGAGCCGUGUCUCAAGGCAUGGUUGGCCAGAAGAUGGCGAGGAAGGCCGCUGGAGUCGUCCUACAGAUGAUUCGAGAAGGUAAAAUUGCAGGCAGAGCGGUAUUGCUGGCUGGCCAGCCCGGUACCGGCAAGACUGCUAUUGCCAUGGGUCUUGCACAAGCCUUGGGGCCUGAUACUCCAUUCACAAGCAUGGCGGGUUCGGAAAUAUUCUCUUUGGAGAUGAGCAAGACUGAAGCUUUGACUCAAGCCAUCAGGAAGUCCAUUGGUGUCAGAAUAAAAGAAGAAUCCGAAAUAAUCGAAGGCGAAGUAGUAGAGAUGGCAGUCGAGAGAGCGGCGGGAGGCGGCGGCGCUCGGGUCGGCCGACUGACGCUGAAGACCACCGAUAUGGAGACCAACUACGAUAUGGGGGCUAAGAUGUGCGACUCGCUGCUUAAAGAGAAGGUUCAAGCAGGCGAUGUGGUCACCAUAGACAAGGCGACCGGCAAGAUCAACAGGCUGGGCAGGAGUUUCGCUCGAGCCAGAGACUAUGAUGCUACUGGCCAACAAGCCCGUUUCGUGCAAUGUCCAGAAGGCGAGCUACAGAAACGCAAGGAAGUGGUACACACGGUGACUCUACAUGAGAUAGAUGUCAUCAACUCCAGGACUCAUGGGUUCCUCGCACUUUUCUCUGGUGAUACGGGAGAGAUAAAAUCUGAGAUCCGCGAGCAGAUCAACAGCCGUGUGGCGGAAUGGCGUGAGGAGGGCAAAUCCGAGAUGAUACCCGGAGUACUAUUCAUAGACGAGGCUCACAUGUUGGACAUAGAGUGCUUCUCGUACCUAAACCGCGCGUUAGAGUCGGACACCGCGCCCGUCGUCAUCAUGGCGACUAACCGCGGUAUUACGCGCAUCCGCGGCACUAAUUACCGUUCCCCGCACGGAAUACCGCUGGAUUUGCUCGAUAGAAUGAUCAUCGUGCCUACUUCGCCGUAUUCCCAUCAAGAGUUAAGGGAGAUUCUGAAUAUCAGAUGCGAAGAGGAGGACUGUCAGAUGUCGAGUGACGCGCUAACGGUACUGACUCGAGUAGCGACUGAAACUUCGCUCCGAUACGCCAUACAACUUAUUACUACUGCCUCGCUUGUCGCUAAACGCAGGAAGGCUACUGAGGUGAGCAUGGAAGACGUGAAGAAAGUCUACUCUCUGUUCUUGGACGAGCAUCGCUCGGAGCAGUUCCUUAAGGAGUAUCAGGACGAAUUCAUGUUUAAUGACGGCUCUGGAGACGCCCCACAAUUAAUGGAAGUCUCCCAGUAAAGCAGCACUCAACUAUUCCAAAUGUAUUUGCUUUAAAAGUGAUUAUUAAUAGUAAUUGACUCGAUAAGUCAGUUUGGUUCUACUAGAAGACGUACUUUAAGUUACUUUCUAAGGUUUAUUGUGUAAGUUUUUUA